Nelumbo nucifera (sacred lotus) is the source of this 1283-nucleotide messenger RNA. Its product is annotated as WAT1-related protein At1g68170. The record is from RefSeq and is a predicted model, not a curated record. NCBI's taxonomy places the organism in Eukaryota, Viridiplantae, Streptophyta, Magnoliopsida, Proteales, Nelumbonaceae. Gene Ontology annotation, cellular component: membrane. Gene Ontology annotation, molecular function: transmembrane transporter activity.
AUGGCUAAAGAUUUCUGCGACAUUGUUCAUGGAUUGAAGCCAGCCAUGGUGAUGGUGCUGGUUCAGGUCGUAUUUGCAGGAGUGAACGUUUUCUACAAAUUAGCUGCCAUUGAUGGCAUGAGUUUGAGGGUGUUGGUUGCUUACAGAUAUCUUUUCGCAACAGUUUUCUUAGCCCCUCUUGCUUUCUUUGUAGAAAGGAAGACCCGGCCAAAAUUAACACGGAUGGUCCUCCUCCAAGCAUUUCUUUGUGGAUUAUUCGGGGGAACAUUGGCUCAGAAUUUAUACGUGGCAAGUCUGGCUUUAACGUCGGCAACUUUUGCUUCGGCCAUGUCUAACCUCAUUCCGGCAAUUACGUUCAUCAUGGCUGUUGCUUUCGGGUUGGAGAGGUUGAACAUCAGGACGAUGGUGGGGAAAGCCAAGGUGGUGGGGACUCUGCUGGGUAUUAGUGGCGCAAUGAUUCUGACGUUCUACAAAGGCGUGGAGAUCAACCUCUGGUCGUCAAAGGUGGACCUGACGCAUCGGAUACAUCACGGACACGUGGCGGAAUCACACGCUGAGUCGGGUAAUCGCGUAUUGGGCUCAUUACUGGCUGUUGCCAGCUGCUUUUCUUAUGCAAUCUGGUUGAUUAUCCAGACGAAGAUGAGCGAGAGAUACCCGUGCCAGUACUCGAGCACGGCUCUAAUGUGCGUGAUGGGAUCGAUCCAGGCCGUUGUUUUUGCGCUCUGCAUGGAGAGGGACUGGUCCCAGUGGAAGCUCGGUUGGAACAUCAGGCUAUUCACCGUAGCCUAUUCGGGGAUAUUUGCUUCAGGGCUGGUGGUGUCGUUGAUUGCGUGGGGAGUGAUGGUCAGGGGCCCACUUUUUGUAUCGGUGUUUAAUCCAUUGAUGCUGGUGCUGGUGGCGUUGAUGGGCUCCAUCCUCCUCAACGAGAAGCUUCACCUGGGCAGUGUAAUAGGAGCAGCGCUGAUAGUUUGUGGGUUGUACGUGGUGUUGUGGGGCAAAGGCAAGGAGAUGAAGAGAAUGGCGCGGUUGAUGCCAUCGAAGAGCUCCAGAGAGUCCGAACCCAUCGAAGUCGUCGUUGCCAACUCCUUCGACGGAACCAACACUCCGAACAACAGUACUAUCGGCGGCACCAUCCCGGAAGCUGACACUUCUGCUGCUCCCGGUGGCGUUCCCAGAACGGAAAUUUCGUCCAGUGGCCCCGCUACCAACUCACCGGCGAGGGUUUCUGAUGCUUGAAGGAGAAGAAGAAGAAGAAGAAGAAGAAGAAAUAAGAUUAAAAAGAG